Messenger RNA from Rotaria sp. Silwood1, 1287 nucleotides. The record is from the annotation of a GenBank genome assembly. NCBI's taxonomy places the organism in Eukaryota, Metazoa, Rotifera, Eurotatoria, Philodinida, Philodinidae.
AUGUCACAAGCAUGUACAAUGAACAAAUGUACACGUACAUUGCGUGGACUAUGUGAUUGUUGUCAACAAAAUCUUUGUUUACAACAUUUGAAUGAACAUAAUAUUGAACUCAUUUCUCAAUUGAAUCCUCUGACUGAUGAAAUCAAUAUACUUGGAGAUCGUCUGGAAACAUUAAAUAUUCAAAAGAUAAUCGCCAUUGAACGCGAAAAACUUGAACAAUGGCGUCAAGAUUGUUAUAAGAAGAUAGAUCUUUUUUUUGAACAAAAAUGUCAAGAACUUGAUCAAUUUGUUAAUGAAAGAAUUGACCAACAACGACAAGAACUCAAGCGAAUACAGUUAAAAAUAAGUGAACUAAUCAAUGCACAAGAAACAACUCGUCACGAUAUCGAUUCAUUAACAUCAACUAUUCGCCAACUCGAAAGACGUUUCAAGAACAUUGAAGAAAAAUGUGUUACAAUCCAUACGCGUCCAUUGCUAAUAGACGGUACAUUAGUUUCUCUUGAGAAAACAAUUCAACUUGAACUUGAUCUAUCAACUCUUUCAUCCGUCUACAGAACAAUUCAUUAUCUUAAGGGAAGUUUUAUAUCACUAACUUGCAAUGAUCGAUAUUUAUUGAUUCAUCAACAUCCAAAUUUAUGCUUGCUUGAUCGAGAAUUGAACAUAGUCAAACAAACAUUAUGGUCAUAUAGUGAAAUUUGGGAUAUGUGUUGGUCAUCAGAAUUAGAUCGAUUUAUUGUACUUGGAAAAAAUAACAUCUAUCUGAUUAACGAAAAUACAAUGUCAAUUGAUAAUGUGCACAAAAUCGAACGACGAACCUGGGCAUCGUGUACGUGUUCUGAUACAGUUCUCUUUGCAAGCACAAAUGAACGUGCAUCAUCGAUUAUGGAAUUCGCAUUAUUCCCAACAAUCAAAUUGAGAAGAGAAUGGAAAUAUCCUGUAACAUGCACCAAAGAUGAAUUUAUCUCUGAUAUUGUUUACAAUAAUGGGAAUCUUGCUCUGAUGAUUGUAAAUGCAUUGAAUAGAUCAUCACAUAUAGAAUUGAGAUAUUCAAAGACGCUCACACAUAUUUGGUCACUUCAACUUGACAUAAUGUGUAGCCAAAAAGCUGCACCUCGUUGUUGUUUCUUCCCUUGUAAUGAAUGGCUCGUUGUCGACUAUGAGACUGGGCGCCUAUUUCAGAUUACAAAAGACGGCGAAGUAAAGAGAACAACUGAAUAUUACCCAGCUGCUGGUCGUACUAGUCUGUUCGGCAUAAAUAAGCUAGCAGUAGCCACUGGUGAUGAUGUA